Leptosomus discolor (cuckoo roller) is the source of this 870-nucleotide messenger RNA. The record is from RefSeq and is a predicted model, not a curated record. Lineage: Eukaryota; Metazoa; Chordata; Aves; Leptosomiformes; Leptosomidae.
AUGACGUCUCCCACAGUGGUGGCAUCUCCCACGGUCGUGGCAUCUCCCAUAGUGACAGCAUCUCCCAUAGUGGUGGCAUCUCCCAUGACAACGUCUCCAACAGUGGUGGCAUCUCCCAUGACGUCUCCCACAGUGGUGGCAUCUCCCAUGGCAGCGUCUCCCACACGGGUGGCAUCUCCCAGGAUGACAUCUCCCUCGGUGGUGGCAUCUCCUGCGUUGGUGGCAUCUCCCACAGUGGUGGCAUCUCCCAUCACAAUGUCUCCCAUGGUGGUGGCAUCUCCCAUAGUGACAGCAUCUCCCACGGUGGUGGCAUCUCCCCUGGUGGUGGCAUCUCCCCUGGUGGUGGCACCUCCCAUGACAGCGUCUCCCACGGUGGUGGCAUCUCCCGUAGUGACGGCGUCUCCCACAGUAGUGGCAUCUCCCAAAACAGCGUCUCCAACCGUGGUGGCAUCUCCCAGGAUGACAUCUCCCACGGCGGUGGCAUCUCCUGCGUUGGUGGCGUCUCCCACAGUGGUGGCAUCUUCCAUGACAGCGUCUCCCACGGUGGUGGCAUCUCCCACGGUGGUGGCACGGCCCUUAAUGCCAUCUCCCAGGCUGGUGGCAUCCCCCACACCGGCAGCAGAUCCCAUGGUGGUGGCAUCUCCCCGAAAAGUGACAUCGACCACAACGGUGGCGUCUCCCACGGUGGCGGCAUCUCCCAUGGUGGUGGCAUCUCCCACGACAGUGUCAUCUCCCGUGACAGUGUCUCCCACGGUGGUGACAACUCCCACGGUGGCACCUCCAACAGCCAGGGAGUCACCCAAACCAGCGGCAUCUCCCGCGAUGGCACCUCCCACAGUGACACCUGCCAUGAUGGCGUCUCCUGCGAUG